UUGAUCGUUAUUUACGUUAAAUCUCUGAUCACCCGACUCGAUGUAAUCAUUCACUACUAAACGUGUCUAAAUAAAACAUAUAUACAUGCGUUUCGUAUAAUUGACUGUGGUAUUCUAGAAAAUGCAAAUCUCCUUUAGAGCUGUAUUGUAAAUUGCAGCUUUUAACGAGUAAGAAAUACCGAUACCUUUGCGCAUUCCUCCUACGUCCGUCCUCUACCACGCAACGGUCAAGUACACGGUCAAGGUGAAGGUAAGUGGUCUCCCGAGCGGCGCGAUGCGGGUGACGAGAAAUUCAGUUUUGCUAUGACCGUUGCCUGGUAGACAGGCCCCGAGACCGGCUUGCGAGAGAGUCUCGAGAGUAUCGCGAAGCGGACCUUUCCCUCAUCCUUGCCCCUUAUUGGACUAACGUCAUGGAAUUUCGGGCGUUUGUCAUGGCAAUUUUGUGCGUAUCAGCUUGUGCCGAAAAUCAUGAAAAGUCUAAAAAUACCAAACCAGUCGUGAACGACAGUGAAUCCGCGCGAGGAGAGGAACCUCCAGAGGGAUAUUACGCGUUUGUCGAAUCACCGAACGCGGAACCACCCAGAGUUCGGCCGCCGCCGUACAUCGACAGCGACAAAGAAUGUUACGGUAGCGAUAAGAAAGGAAAGGGGUUCGUUUCGAUACAUAAUAUCUGUGGCGAUUUGAACAAAGGUUACAUCCCGCGAAACCCGAUGAAUCAGUACGUCAACGGCUCAUCGUAUCCUUUUGCACUGAUAAAGAAUCAUACCCUCAAGUUUCUCAGCAAGGCGUUACCAAUUCUCAAGGCUGACGACUCGCUGCCAAAAGUUGCCAAGGUGCACCCGUUGUCGCAAAAUUCCAUUGAUGCAGACAAGGAAGAAAAGCGCGGCAGAAGCAAACGAUCUAGCUCGUUAGACUCGGUUUUAGCUACAAACAGCAGUCGAAACGGUCGCAAAUUUUGCGAAAACAGCGGUGGAGUGGUGUGCAUGUUGUACAAGGCGAUUCAGGGCGAGCCAAUCGCGUCAUCGACAUCAGCCAUCGAACGUCGAGACGAACCCUCGACGUCGGAAUACCGCCGAGGAGAACGCGUGCCAACGCAAGAGAAAACGGAAUACACGGGUCCCCCAACGCCAUGUCCGGCUAAAGUCGAGUAUGCGACUCCCGUCUUUGCCAAGAAUUAUCAGGGUGUCUGGAGAUACGUGGUGCAGAUACCGUACGAGGGUUAUUUCACGCAGACCAUCGAGCUCACCAGAUGCAUGCAAUCGAGAUGUCAUUAUUUGGACGGUGGAUGCCUAUCAUCGCCCAGAUGGACGAGUCUGCUGGUCGCCGAGAUAUUUUAUCCGGACACGUUCUUAGAAGAAAACCAGGCGGCUGGCCCCGGAUCUGGUACUCGGGAUCCUGUCGCCGGGUCGCCACCACCAGUCCACGACUUCCAAAAUUAUCAACAAUAUUUACAGAAACGUGCGAGCAAUGGAGAGGCACGUAACAGUGGUGGCGGCGGUGGUGGUCAGCAGCAUCACUGCGACGGUGUCGAUGAAAUGGGAUGCUUCCAGGUACGGCUGUACUACGACUGGUUCCUGGUACCGGGAAGCUGCAAGUGUUGGCGACCGGAUUACUUCAAUCGAUACGUCCGUCGCAGCGGCUCCAAUAUCGAAUUAUGAUAAGUAUCCCGAAGGUUUCUCUACGAGAAAAUUAUAUUACUUCACAAGCGAUUGGUUCGAGCGUCGAUCCGCGAAGAUCCGGGACGAUCUCAUACGAGCGCUCGAAGCUGAAGUAUCGCGCAUAGUCAAGCGCUGACGUAUCUAUUAAUUUAUACGAAACGUUAUUUAGUCAUGCAUCGUGCACGCUGUCGGCGACUCGUUUCAUGCUGCUUUGUAUAAUACGAGCGUGCUAGUUUACGGCAAUAUUAGUAGAGCAUAAUACGUUGAAGCGAUACCCUUAUACGAUCUUAUAGCGAUCUUCCUUGCUCGGUAACGUCGCGACAUAAUGGGCAUACAUCGGCUCAAUUUUAGCCGUACGAAUUAAUAUAUUAUAUAAUAUUUAAUAUUUAAUAUAAAAUAAAUAUCUCGUGAAGGUACGUAUUACCCUCCGACUUGCGUAGGCGAAGAUAUAAAACUGUUCCGUACGCUGCAGAUUCGAUGUCAUUUUUUUCAAUCUUUUCCAUUUUCAUUUAGUCUCAUAAAGACGCACGCAAGAAUAUCGCUGCGACGCAUUAUAAUAAUGUAAUAAUCGAGGUAUAAUGAGGACAUGUACAUACCUGCGAAUGACCGUCCGCGUCACUGUACUUUUCAGCGGGGAAGUAAUGGCGUAAAGAACGCAAUGAUUUCAAGGAGGCCAAAUGGAUUCCGAGCACGCGACAAACGGAUCACUGACGAUCGCAAUGCGGAUUAUCGCGCUUUAAACGCGUUGCGUUUUACAUAACCCUUAUAAAAGAUGCUUUACACUCGUGAGAGGUUAUCGUGUUUGGGAUUUGCUUGCAAAACCGCGAAAAAUACGAAGCGGUUUGCGACUCUCCAAUCGCGCGCAUAUGUUCGGUGACCGCGAAAUCUAUCGAACUGCGACACUGCGAUUUCGAGAUAUCGAAACAAUCGAAGCGGCAAAAUAUGGCGUCAAUUUAAAUCGGUUUUUUUCACUUCCGCUACGUUAGAUUGUCUUUAUUAUAAUCGAAUGCACAAUUCAAAAGAAAAAAAAGCAAACUGAGUAAAAAUUCAGAGAAAAUGCAAUCGAGAAGAAUAGAUUUUUGAUUGUUCAUGAAGAUCAUAUUUUUCGUCUUGCGCAUUCUGUGCAAAUCUUUCGUAACAUACUCCAAGCAGUGGCGUCAGAAAACGACAUAAUAACGUCCAUACACUAUGAUGUCUAUGAUGUCACUAUGUUGUCUUCUAAUGUCAUUUUGCUACUUGGAUGGCGUUUUCUUCAAAAGAAAAAGGGAUAAAGUAUGAAAAGGUGGCGGGGAAAACAAUUACAGAAAGAUGACGGAGACGAAUAUCGUGUGUCUCGGCGUGUAAAACUUCGUCAUGAUCUGAUUAUCGUGAGCUCGAGAUCAGGAAACAUUUGUCACACGAUUAUUUAUCAAAUGCAUUUUGGUUUUAUUAAAAUCAAAAUCGAAUUCAAUGACUAGAUUAAGUUGAUCCAUGACGAAACUGCACUUUUUUUGCUAUUAUAAUAUAAUGUAAUAAAUAGUAAGUACGACAUUGAUUGGCGAUGUUGAAGAAGUCAGACGAGCGAUCGCCAAAUUAGCAAAAGUCCGAUAGUAAAACACGACGACUCUACAAGAUCGAGAGUACAACGUAUGCAACAAAGUAUACAGUGCGCUUUCCAUCAUUAUUUACGAUGUAAAUCUCGGUGUUGAUUCGCUGUGUUCGCACGUGUGUGUCCACAUAAAAAA
Molecule: messenger RNA, 3382 nt
Organism: Ooceraea biroi (clonal raider ant)
Lineage: Eukaryota; Metazoa; Arthropoda; Insecta; Hymenoptera; Formicidae
Gene: spz6
Product: Spaetzle domain-containing protein 6
Biological process (GO): central nervous system formation; innate immune response
Cellular component (GO): extracellular region
Molecular function (GO): Toll binding; growth factor activity
Source: RefSeq, a predicted model, not a curated record